AUGGCGGAGCCGGCCGCAGACGACGGGAAGUAUCUUUUCCUGGAGAACGACUUCCGGAACAGCGGGCUGGCUCAGGCCGACUGGGCCGCCAAGAAGAUGGUGUGGAUCCCGUCAGAGCGGGAGGGCUUCGAACAGGCCAGCAUCAAGGAGGAGAAGGGCGAGCAGGUGCUGGUGGAGCUCUCCAACGGUCAGAAGACCACGGUGAACAAAGACGACAUCCAGAAGAUGAACCCGCCGAAGUUCAGCAAGGUGGAGGACAUGGCGGCGCUCACCUUCCUGAACGAAGCCUCCGUCCUGCACAACCUGCGAGAGAGAUACUUCUCCAGCCUGAUCUACACGUACUCGGGGCUGUUCUGCGUGGUGGUGAACCCCUACAAGAUGUUACCCAUCUACUCAGAGAAGAUCAUCGAGAUGUACAAGGGCAAGAAGCGCCACGAAGUUCCCCCACACAUCUACUCCAUCACGGACAACGCCUACAGGAACAUGAUGCAGGACCGGGAGGAUCAGUCUAUUCUCUGCACAGGUGAAUCUGGAGCUGGGAAGACGGAGAACACCAAGAAAGUCAUUCAGUAUUUGGCUGUGGUCGCCUCUUCGCACAAAGGAAAGAAGGAGGCCACCCCGCCUCAACAGCCUCAGCAGCCUCCGCAGCAGCAGGGGGAGCUGGAGAAGCAGCUGCUGCAGGCAAAUCCCAUCCUGGAGGCCUUCGGCAACGCCAAGACCAUCAAGAACGACAACUCGUCUCGAUUCGGAAAGUUCAUCAAACUAAACUUCGACGUCACCGGGUACAUCGUGGGAGCAAACAUCGACACCUACCUGCUGGAAAAGUCUCGCUGCAUUCGCCAGGCCAACACUGAGAGAGCGUUCCACAUCUUCUACUACAUGGUGGCUGGAGCCAAAGACAAGAUGAGAGAGGAGCUGCUGCUGGAGGACUUCAGCAACUACCGCUUCCUGGUGGCGGGUCACGUGGAGCUUCCCGGUCAGCAGGACGACGAGCUGUUCGACGAGACCCUGGAGGCCAUGGAGAUCAUGGGCUUCACCGAGGAAGAGAGAUUAGGGAUGCUGAAGGUGGUCUCCACUGUGCUGCAGCUGGGAAACAUCAAGUUCGAGAAGGAGCGCAACAGCGAGCAGGCGACCAUGCCGGACAACACCGCGGCCCAGAAGGUGUGCCACCUGCAGGGCAUCAACGUGACCGACUUCACCCGCGCCAUCCUCACGCCACGCAUCAAAGUGGGUCGGGAGGUGGUGCAGAAGGCUCAGACCAAGCAGCAGGCGGACUUUGCGGUGGAGGCUCUGGCGAAGGCCAUGUACGAGCGUCUGUUCCGAUGGAUCCUGGCCAGAGUCAACAAGACGCUGGACAAGAGUAAGAGACAGUCGGCCUCCUUCCUCGGGAUCCUCGACAUCGCCGGGUUUGAGAUUUUUGAGGACAACUCCUUCGAGCAGCUCUGCAUCAACUACACCAACGAGCGCCUGCAGCAGCUCUUCAACCACACCAUGUUCAUCCUGGAGCAGGAGGAGUACAAGAGGGAGGGCAUCGAGUGGAACUUCAUCGACUUCGGCCUGGACCUGCAGCCCUGCAUCGAGCUCAUCGAGAGGCCGAACAACCCUCCGGGCAUCCUGGCCCUGCUGGACGAGGAGUGCUGGUUCCCCAAAGCCACCGACAUCUCCUUCGUGGACAAGCUGCUCAACACUCACACCGGCCAUGUCAAGUUCUCCAAACCCAAACAGCACAAAGACAAACUCAUGUUCACCGUGCUGCACUACGCCGGAAAGGUCGACUACAACGCAGCUAACUGGCUGACAAAGAACAUGGACCCUCUGAACGACAACGUGACGGCUCUGCUCAACAACUCGUCCAGCAGCUUCAUCCAGGACCUGUGGAAAGACGUGGACCGGGUCGUGGGUCUGGAGACCAUCACCAAGAUGUCGGAGAGCUCGGCGCCCGGAUCCACCAAGUCCAAGAAGGGCAUGUUCCGCACGGUGGGGCAGCUGUAUAAGGAGUCUCUGGGAAAGCUGAUGACCACGCUGCACAACACGCAACCCAACUUCGUCCGCUGCAUCAUUCCCAACCACGAGAAGAGGGCUGGAAAGAUGGACUCCCACCUGGUGCUGGAGCAGCUGAGGUGCAACGGCGUGUUGGAGGGCAUCCGGAUCUGCAGGCAGGGAUUUCCUAACCGCAUCGUGUUCCAGGAGUUCAGGCAGAGGUACGAGAUCCUGGCCGCCAACGCCAUCCCCAAAGGCUUCAUGGACGGGAAGCAGGCCUGCUGCCUGAUGGUCAAACAUCUGGACCUGGACCCCAACCUGUACCGGAUCGGUCAGAGUAAGAUGUUCUUCAGGACCGGAGUGUUGGCCCAGCUGGAGGAGGAGCGGGACAUCAAGCUGACCGUGGUCAUCAUCGCCUUCCAGGCUCAAGCUCGAGGCUUCCUGAGCCGCAAGGCCUUCAGUAAACGUCAGCAGCAGCUCACGGCCAUGAAGGUGAUCCAGAGGAACUGCGCCUGCUACCUGAAGCUGAAGAACUGGCAGUGGUGGCGACUCUUCACCAAGGUGAAGCCGCUGCUGCAGGUGACCCGCCAGGAGGAGGAGAUGAGCCAGAAGGAUGAGGAGCUGAAGGCCGCCAAGGAGGUGGCCGCCAAGACGGAGUCGGAGCUGAAGGACAUCACGCAGAAACACACGCAGCUGAUGGAGGAGCGAGCUCAGCUGGAGUCCAAGCUGCAGGCGGAGACGGAGAUGUUCGCCGAGGCGGAGGAGAUGAGGGUGCGUCUGGAGGCCAAGAAGCAGGAGCUGGAGGAGGUGCUGCACGAGAUGGAGGCUCGGCUGGAGGAGGAGGAGGAGCGCAGCCACACUCUGCAGCACGAGAGGAAGGAGAUGGAGCAGCAGCUGCAGAUGAUGGAGGCGCACAUCGCCGAGGAGGAGGACGCCCGGCAGAAGCUGCAGCUGGAGAAGGUGGCCGUGGAGGGAAAAGUAAAGAAGCUGGAGGAGGACGUCCUGCUGAUGGAGGACCAGAACAACAAGCUGCACAAGGAGCGGAAGCUUCUGGAGGAGCGCAUGGCCGACUUGAGUUCCAAUCUGGCUGAGGAAGAGGAGAAGUCGAAGAAUCUGACCAAGCUGAAGGCCAAACAUGAGUCCAUGAUCUCUGACCUGGAGGUGCGCAUGAAGAAGGAGGAGAAGGGCCGUCAGGACAUGGAGAAGGCGAAGAGGAAGGUGGAGGCGGAGCUCAGCGACCUGCAGGAGCAGCACGCCGAGCUGCAGGCGCAGGCGUCCGAGCUGCGAACUCAGCUGGCCACCAAGGAGGACGAGCUGCAGGCCACGCAGGCCCGCCUGGAGGAGGAGAGCGCUCAGCGGGGGUCGGCGGUGAAGCGCGUGCGGGAGCUGGAGACGCUGCUGUCCGAGCUGCAGGAGGACCUGGAGGCGGAGCGUGGGGCGAGGGCGAAGGCGGAGGCCGCCAGGCGCGACCUGGGCGAGGAGCUCAACGCCCUGCGCACCGAGCUGGAGGACAGCCUGGACACCACGGCCGCUCAGCAGGAGCUCCGGGCGAAGCGUGAGCAGGAGGUGGCCAUGCUGAAGAAAGCCAUGGAGGAGGAGGGGCGGAGCCACGAGGCCCAAAUCCAGGAACUGAGGCAGAAGCACAGCCAGGCGGUGGAGGAGCUGUCGGAGCAGCUGGAGCAGGCCAAACGGGUGAGGGCGGGUCUGGAGAAAGCCAAGCAGGCUCUAGAGAAGGAGUCGGCCGACAUGAGCGCAGACCUGCGCUCGCUGGCCAGCGCCAAGCAGGACGUGGAGCACAAGAAGAAGAAGGUGGAGGGUCAGCUGAACGAGCUGCACUCGCGCUUCAACGAGAGCGAGCGGCAGAAGAACGAGCUGAGCGAGCGAGUCACCAAGAUGAACGUGGAGCUGGACAGCGUGACGGCGCUGCUGAACGACGCCGAGAGCAAAAACAUCAAGCUGAGCAAAGACGUGUCGGGCCUGUCGUCUCAGCUGCGGGACGUCCAGGAGCUGCUGUCGGAGGAGACGCGCCAGAAGCUGAACGUGGCGGGACGCUUGCGCCAGGUGGAGGAGGACAGGAACAGCCUGAUGGAGCAGCUGGAGGAGGAGACGGAGAGCAAGCGGGUGGUGGAGAGGCAGCUGUCCGGCCUCAACAUGCAGCUGUCGGAUUACAAGAAGAAGCUGGACGAGGCGUCGGGCUCGGUGGAGCUGCUGGAGGAGGCCAAGAAGCGUCUGCAGCGCGACCUGGAGGCGGCCAACGGCGAGUACGAGGAGAAGGCGUCGGCCUACGACAAGCUGGAGAAGAGCCGCGGGCGGCUGCAGCAGGAGCUGGAGGACGUCCUGAUGGACCUGGACGGCCAGAGACAGCUGGUGUCCAACCUGGAGAAGAAGCAGAAGAAGUUCGACCAGAUGCUGGCGGAGGAGCGAGCCGUCUCCUGUAAGUUCGCCGAGGAGCGGGACCGGGCGGAGGCGGAGGCCCGGGAGAAGGAGACCCGGGUCCUGGCCCUGGCUCGAGCUCUGGAGGAGAACCAGGACGCCCUGGAGGAGGCGGAGAAGAUGGUGAAGGCGCUCCGGGUGGAGAUGGAGGACCUGAUCAGCUCCAAGGACGACGUGGGGAAGAGCGUUCACGACCUGGAGAAGGCGAAGCGCGGCCUGGAGGCCAUGGUGGAGGAGAUGAGGGCGCAGAUGGAGGAGCUGGAGGACGAGCUGCAGAUCGCCGAGGACGCCAAGCUGCGCCUGGAGGUCAACGGUCAGGCGCUGAAGGCUCAGCACGAGAGGGAGCUGCAGGCCCGCGACGAGAUGGGCGAGGAGAAGAGGAAGCAGCUGCUCAAGCAGGUGCGAGAGCUGGAGUCGGAGCUGGAGGAGGAGAGGAAGCAGCGAGGUCAGUCGUCAGCCGGGAAGAAGAAGCUGGAGGGGGAGCUGAAGGACCUGGAGGAUCAGCUGGAGUCCACCAGCAGGGGGCGUGACGAGGCCGUCAAGCAGCUCCGCAAAUUCCAGGGUCAGGUGAAGGACCUCCAGAGGGAGCUGGAGGACUCCCGCGCAGCUCAGAAGGAGGUUGUCGCCUCGGCCAGAGAGUCCGAGCGCAGGUCAAAAGUCAUGGAGGCCGACAUCAUGCAGCUGCACGAGAUGUUGGCAGCUGCAGAGAGAGCUCGGAAGCAGGCGGAGACGGAGAGAGACGAGCUGGCUGAGGAGCUGGCCAGUAACUCCUCUGGGAAGUCUCUGCUGUCUGACGAGAAACGCCGUCUGGACGCCAAGAUCAGUCAGCUGGAGGAGGAGCUGGAGGAGGAGCAGGCCAGCGUGGAGAGCCUGAACGAGCGGCUGAGGAAGAGCCAGCAGCUGGUGGAGCAGCUGGGGGCCGAGCUGGCGGCAGAGCGCUCCUCCUCCCAGAGCAGGGAGGCGUCCCGCCAGCAGCUGGAGCGGCAGAACCGCGAGCUGAAGGCCAAGCUGCAGGAGCUGGAGGGCCAGGGGCGCUCCAAGCUCAAGGCCAGCAUCGCCGCCCUGGAGGCCAAGCUGAGGGAGGCGGAGGAGCAGCUGGAGAUGGAGAGCAGGGAGCGACAGGCCGCCGCCAAGAACCUGCGGCAGAAAGAGAAGAAGCUGAAGGACCUGAGCAUGCAGAUGGAGGACGAGAGGAAGCAGGCGCAGCAGUACAAGGACCAGGCGGAGAAGAGCAGCGUGCGGCUGAAGCAGCUGAAGCAUCAGCUGGAGGAGGCGGAGGAGGAGGCGCAGCGCGUGGCGGCCGCCCGCAGGAAGCUGCAGCGGGAGCUGGAGGAGGCCGGCGAGGCCAACGACGGCCUGAGCAGGGAGGUGUCAUCUCUGAGGAGCAAGCUCAGGUGA
Messenger RNA from Salarias fasciatus (jewelled blenny), 5811 nucleotides. RefSeq names its product myosin-11-like. Gene Ontology annotation, biological process: actomyosin structure organization. Gene Ontology annotation, cellular component: myosin filament; myosin II complex; cytoplasm. The coding region runs from base 1 to 5811 and encodes 1936 amino acids. Gene Ontology annotation, molecular function: ATP binding; microfilament motor activity; actin filament binding. NCBI's taxonomy places the organism in Eukaryota, Metazoa, Chordata, Actinopteri, Blenniiformes, Blenniidae. The transcript has 41 exons. The record is from RefSeq and is a predicted model, not a curated record.